Messenger RNA from Quercus lobata, 1046 nucleotides. RefSeq names its product golgin family A protein. The transcript has a single exon. Gene Ontology annotation, cellular component: plastid. The record is from RefSeq and is a predicted model, not a curated record. Bases 116 to 925 code for a protein of 269 amino acids. NCBI's taxonomy places the organism in Eukaryota, Viridiplantae, Streptophyta, Magnoliopsida, Fagales, Fagaceae.
UUUGUCGGCUUUUGACAGGGGCAGUCAUCUUUCUUAUCUUCUCCUCCAUCCAUAGACAUAGACUGAUAGACAUAGUAGCUUGUUUUAACUUUUAAGUAUCUAUCUAAUCCAUGCCAUGACCCUCUUUCUUCCCCCACACAUUUUUCACCCAAGUCACCUCACACAUUCUUCUUCACCCUUUCACGUAAAAUGUUCUUUCAAAUUCAGAACCAAAGCACCCACCAUUACCACAACAAUCCCAGCUAGAGACCGCGUCAUAGACUUCGGAAAACACAAGGGCAAAAUGUUAGGAGCCCUCCCUUCAAGCUACCUCAAAUGGGUAUCCAAGAAUCUCCGAGCCCGUGACUUUGAGGAGUGGGCAAAGCUAGCAGACCAAGUCCUCCAAGACCCAAUUUACAACGAUCGGAUUGAGUGGGAGUUUGCUGAGAACCUUUUGAAUGGCAAUAGUUUUAAUGUUUCUUUAUCAAGAAAUUAUGAGUGUUCGGUUUCGGAGUUGUUGGAAAUAAGUGAAAGGUUUGGUUGGGAUAACAAAGAUAAGCUUGGCUGGAGCAAAGUCAGAUUUGAGCAUUUGGGUACCUCUAAAGGGGGUAGAAUUCCAAGACUUAGCAAAAAUAGUGGAAAAGAGAGAGGUUUGGACGUGGAUAUCAAGGGAGAAAAAAAGGUUGAGGCUUUAUCAAAAGGUGAAGAGAAGAGGAAGGAGAGAAGAGAGAGGCUUAGGAUGAAGAAGAGAGAAGUGGGAACUAAAGAGGAGAGCAAGGAUGGUUUUGGAAAUAAGGUUUAUGGGAAUGCAGGUUGUAGGGAUGAUGUGAUUAGAUUUCAAAGGGAUACAAAGAAUGGUCAAGAACAGAAGAUGGAGUUUUAUAAUCCAUUUCCUGGUCGUGAAGCUCUGUUGAAGAAGGUGCUCAACCAGAAAAGACCCUCGUAAUUCUUCUUCUUCUCUCCUGUAAAUUUCUUUUGAAGUACUUGUGGUCUAUAAAAUGAUUUAUUGAUUUUAGCAUAACAUUUUCUUUAAAUACGCAAUUAUAUAAUUUAGGGAAUUUUACGUU